Manis pentadactyla (Chinese pangolin) is the source of this 2013-nucleotide messenger RNA. It is a transcript of the gene PRMT2, whose product is annotated as protein arginine methyltransferase 2. Gene Ontology annotation, biological process: peptidyl-arginine methylation. Gene Ontology annotation, molecular function: protein-arginine N-methyltransferase activity; protein binding. The transcript has 11 exons. Gene Ontology annotation, cellular component: nucleus. The coding region runs from base 198 to 1502 and encodes 434 amino acids. The record is from RefSeq and is a predicted model, not a curated record. Lineage: Eukaryota; Metazoa; Chordata; Mammalia; Pholidota; Manidae.
GCGGGGCCCUGUUCCCACACGGCCUAUGCGCAGCGCGCCUGCGCAGGCCGAGGGCGGUGGCGCUGGUCCUGGAAGCUCCAUUCCUUCUUUGCGCCGGCGGUGUGGACGCAGCUCACAGUGGGGAAACGCGGCUGAGUAGAAACAGGAGAAAAUGAAACAUUAAAAGUGGCAGCUAUGCGGCAGAUCUUAAGUGAACCAUGGCAACAUCAGGUGACUGCCCCAGAAGUGGACUGCAGGAGGGAGAGGAGCUUGUCCAGCUCAGUGAACAUGAGACCCCCCAGGAGGCUGGGCACCCGGAGGAGUUUGUGGCCAUUGCAGACUAUUCUGCUACCGACGAGACACAGCUUAGUUUUUUGAGAGGAGAAAAAAUUCUCAUCCUGAGACAAACUACUGCUGAUUGGUGGUGGGGAGAACGUGCAGGCUGCUGUGGGUACAUCCCAGCCAACCACCUGGGGAAGCAGCUGGAGGAGUGUGACCUGGAGGACACGUGGCAGGACGAGGAGUACUUCGGCAGCUACGGGACCCUGAAACUGCACUUGGAGAUGCUGGCAGAUCAGCCGCGAACAACCAAAUACCACCACGUUAUCCUGCAGAAUAAAGAGUCCCUGAAGGAUAAAGUGAUCCUGGAUGUGGGCUGUGGGACCGGCAUCAUCAGCCUCUUCUGUGCACACCAUGCGCAACCCAAAGCCGUGUACGCGGUGGAGGCCAGUGAGAUGGCCCAGCAUACAGGGCAGCUGGUCAUGCAGAAUGGCUUUGCCGACGUCAUCACCGUGUUCCAACAGAAGGUGGAGGACGUGGUGCUGCCUGAGAAGGUGGAUGUGCUGGUGUCUGAAUGGAUGGGAACAUGUCUGCUGUUUGAGUUCAUGAUCGAGUCCAUCCUGUAUGCCCGGGAUGUGUGGCUGAAGGAGGGUGGGGUCAUCUGGCCCACCACGGCCGCGCUGCACCUCGUGCCCUGCAGUGCCGACAGAGACUACCGCAGCAAGGUCCUCUUCUGGGACAACGCCUAUGAGUUCAACCUCAGCGCUCUCAAGUCUCUGGCGAUUAAGGAGUUUUUUUCGAAGCCCAAGUAUAACCACAUUUUGAAACCAGAAGACUGCCUGUCUGAACCGUGCACUAUAUUACAGCUGGACAUGAGAACUGUGCAGAUCGCCGAUCUGGAGACGAUGAGAGGCGAGCUGCGCUUCGAGAUGAGGCGGGCGGGCACCCUGCACGGGUUCACGGCCUGGUUCAGUGUCCGCUUCCAGAGCCUGGAGGAGGGCGAGCCGCAGCUGGUGCUGAGCACGGGCCCCUUCCACCCCACCACGCACUGGAAGCAAGUGCUGUUCAUGAUGGAUGAGCCAGUGGCAGUCCACGCAGGGGAUGUGGUCACAGGUGCGGUCGUGCUGCAGAGAAACCCGGUCUGGAGGAGGCACAUGUCUGUGGCCCUGAGCUGGUCUGUCACGUCCACACAAGACCCCACCUCUCAGAAAGUUGGAGAAAAGGUCUUUCCAAUCUGGAGAUGACAGUGACAUUCUGCUGGGGAAGCAGAGUGUGUGGAGUGAGCUUUGCGCCGCCUGCAGGUGGCAACCCCUGUGUGUGGGCUGGGAGCCCGACAGGCCCCCCGCAGAGCACGGCGGAGCUCAGUGGAACUGCCCUCACGCUGUCGCUGCCUGUGUCUGUCCUCUAGAAGUAGGCUGUGUUUCCAGGUGUCCCCCAGUGCUGUCCACAGUGUCCACCUGUGGGAGGAGGUGCCACAGUGCCCCUAAGCGAGAUCUGGGCUGCACUGGCCAGACGCAUACACCCACCUCGUGCUCCUGUGAAAAUCUGUUGCAUCAUGUGUCAGUGGCGUCCUGCUGCCCCCGCUCACCCAUUUGCCGUGCAGAAUGUGGGGUUGCACAGAGCCACGCAGGACCUGCAGGUGGCCAUGCAUGCGACAGGACCCUGCAUGGGGUAGUACAGCUGUAGAGCGGUCUUCCAAAUAAGUUACAUGGUGGCACAUAGUACAUGCUCAAUAAACAUUUUUAAAUAAGUGAA